ACAAACGUUGCAUCGAACAGCUGUAGUAAAUCGGUGUAAACAAAUCAAAAGCGCAUAGAACAAUUUCUAAAUAAUGCAAAUUUUGCAACGUUUACGUUGGUUCCCGCCAAUUUCAGUGAACAACUAUUUUCGUUAUUACGCAAAAAAAUCGAAACCCGCCAUGACAAGCAGCCGACGCAUGGUGCAACAGGAAUUUCUGCAUUAUGUAAACCCCUAUGCACGCAUUAAUGUUAAGUCUGACAUAUUCCUCAAAGUGGAGCCUGUCGAUGUUCAUGUGCACACCAGUGGCGAUGUUUUCAUAGCCCAACUGCUUGGCGAAGCGACACACAACUGCAACGCCAAACUAGAUGUGAAUGUUAGCGAUGACGACAAGGUCGUCAAUGUGCUGGUCACGAAGCUAACAACCCAAGCUGGCCGUUCCAGAUGCUAUUUAAAGAUUCCCGUGCGUGCCGAAGUUCACGUCGAUGGCGGAGCAAAAGUAUUUGUACAGUCCAUACAGGGCGAGGCACUGCAGGUCAGGGCAGCUGAGGGCAUAACAACAAAGAAUGUGCGCGCCACAAAUAUUUCGCUUUUUAGCGAAAAUGGUGACAUCGUCUGCGAGGGAACACUUCUGGGCAAAAGCACCGAAAUCGAAACCCAUAUUGGUAACAUUGUUCUGGAUAAGCUGCAGGGCGACAGCUUGAAGUGUUCCACAAAGGCGGGCAGCAUCAAGACCGACUGUUGCUAUGUGGAGAACUCCAAGUUUGAGACCACAACUGGACAAAUGGAACUAAAAAAUGUACACAAGACAAGCGAAGUACAUGUACACGAUGCGGGAGAUUUGAAAAUGACUGGCGUCCAUGGAAAUCUGAGUGUGAAUUCCAAAGGCGGUAAUUUAAGUCUGCAACUAUCCGAGCUGACUGGCAAAAGCCAGAUUGUUGCCCAGAAUCUGGCCAACGAGGCAGUUAUCAAUAUCUCCGAAGCUAUUGAAACCAACAUCAAUAUUGAGGUAAAGGCUUCUCAGGUCAAUCUGGACAAUGAGUUGGAGCAUGUCUCCCACGCGCUGAGCAAUGACAAGAGCAUAUUUCAGUUGAAAAAUAAUAAUGAGCAUCAGCUGCUCAUCAGCAGCACGGGCAAGAGCGGUGUGCGUCUGGGCAAGCAGUCCUGGAUGGAUAUAAUGCGUCAAACAAUAAAUAUCAAUGACAAAUCCUAAGUCUA
Molecule: messenger RNA, 1197 nt
Organism: Drosophila innubila
Lineage: Eukaryota; Metazoa; Arthropoda; Insecta; Diptera; Drosophilidae
Product: protein FAM185A
Exons: 3
Coding region: 74-1192 (372 amino acids)
Source: RefSeq, a predicted model, not a curated record